AUGGGUUCCUAUUCGGGUGGGUUUUCUGGAUCCUUGGACGGAUUCGAUUUCAGUAGCGAGUUUGAUGGAUUGCCUGGCUCUAACGAAACCUUAGCUUUAGCAAAUGGAUUCUAUCUAGAUGAGCCUUUCUUAGAUUUCGCAUCUUUGGAUCAUUCAUCUGCUCCUCCAGAUAACAACAACAACAACAACAAAUCUGCAUCCGGAGAUCCAUUGUCCUCUCCCUCUGAUGACGCUGAUUUCUCGGACUCUGUUUUGAAGUACAUAAGCCAAGUGCUUAUGGAGGAGGACAUGGAAGAGAAGCCGUGUAUGUUUCACGACGCCUUGGCUCUACAAGCAGCUGAGAAAUCUCUCUACGAGGCCCUUGGCGAGAAGCCCCCUUCUUCCUCUUCUACCUCUAUGGACCAUCGAGCUUACCCUGAGAAAUUGUCUGAUGAUAGUCCUGAUGGUUCUUGUUCAGGCGGUGGCUUCAGUGACUACGCUAGCACCACCACCACUUCCUCUGAUUCGCACUGGAGUGUUGAUGGUUUGGAGAAUAGACCUUCUUGGUUACAGACACCAAUCCCUAGUAAUUUCGUUUUCCAGUCCACUUCUAGGUCCAACAGUGUCACGAGUGGUGGUAAUAACGCCGUUUUAGGGUCAGGCUUUGGCGAUGACUUGGUUUCGAGUAUGUUCAAAGAUAGUGAAUUGGCUAUGCAGUUCAGGAGAGGGAUGGAGGAAGCGAGCAAGUUCCUUCCUAAAUCUUCUCAGCUCUUUAUCGACGUGGAGAACUACAUUCCGAAGAGUUCCGGGUUCAAGGAAUUUGGUUCUGAGGUUUUUGUUAAGACGGAGAAGAAAGAUGAGACAGAGCAUCGUUAUAACUCUGCUCCUCCUCCACCUAACAGAUUGACUGGGAAGAAAAGCCAUUUGCGUGACGAAGAUGAAGAUGUCGCCGAGGAAAGAAGUUACAAGCAAUCUGCUGUUUACGUUGAGGAAACCGAGCUUUCUGAAAUGUUUGAUAAGAUUUUGCUCUGUGGCACUGGGCAGCCUGUAUGCAUUACUAACCAGAAGUUUCCAAACGAACCCGCUAAAGUCGAGACAACACAGCAAAUUGCGGCGCAGUCGAAUGGAGCAAAGACCCGUGGGAAGAAAUCAACUGCUAAUGGUAGCAGCAAUGAUUCUAAGAAAGAAACUGCUGAUUUGAGGACUCUUUUGGUAUUAUGUGCGCAGGCUGUAUCAGUGGAUGAUCGUAGAACUGCCAACGAAAUGUUGAGACAGAUACGGGAGAAUUCUUCGCCUCUGGGGAAUGGGUCCGAGAGACUGGCUCAUUACUUCGCAAAUAGCCUCGAAGCUCGCUUAGCUGGUACUGGUACGCAGAUCUACACCGCUUUAUCUUCUAAGAAAACAUCUGCAGCAGACAUGUUGAAGGCUUACCAGACUUACAUCUCAGUGUGCCCGUUCAAGAAAGCCGCUAUCAUAUUUGCUAACCACAACAUAAUGCGUUUGACUGCAAACGCCAACAUGGUCCACAUCAUAGAUUUUGGGAUAUCUUACGGUUUCCAGUGGCCUGCUCUGAUUCAUCGCCUCUCGUACAGACCCGGUGGUCCGCCUAAGCUUCGGAUCACAGGGAUAGAGCUGCCUCAGCGCGGUUUUAGACCAGCGGAAGGAGUUCAGGAGACGGGUCAUCGCUUGGCUCGAUACUGUCAGCGUUACAAUGUUCCGUUUGAGUACAACGCGAUCGCUCAGAAAUGGGAGACGAUCAAAGUCGAAGACUUGAAGAUUCAGAAAGGAGAGUUUGUGGUUGUGAACUCCCUGUUCCGUUUCAAGAACCUUCUUGAUGAGACCGUUGUGGUGAACAGCCCGAGAGAUGCGGUUUUGAAGCUGAUAAGGAAAGCAAACCCGGAUGCCUUCAUCCCGGCGAUCUUAAGCGGAUCCUACAACGCGCCAUUCUUUGUGACGAGGUUUAGAGAAGCCUUGUUUCAUUACUCGGCUCUGUUUGAUAUGUGCGACUCGAAGCUGGCGAGGGAAGACGAGAUGAGGCUGAUGUUUGAGAAAGAGUUUUAUGGUAGAGAGAUUAUGAAUGUUGUGGCUUGUGAAGGGACGGAGAGAGUGGAGAGACCCGAGACUUACAAGCAGUGGCAGGCGAGAGUGAUCCGAGCCGGGUUUAGGCAGCUUCCGCUUGAGAAGGAGCUGAUGCAGAAUCUGAAGUUGAAGAUCGAAAACGGGUACGAUAAAAACUUCGAUGUUGAUCAAAAUGGUAACUGGUUGCUCCAAGGGUGGAAAGGUAGAAUCGUGUAUGCUUCAUCUGUUUGGGUUCCUUGUUCUUCUUCGUAG
Thlaspi arvense is the source of this 2310-nucleotide messenger RNA. NCBI's taxonomy places the organism in Eukaryota, Viridiplantae, Streptophyta, Magnoliopsida, Brassicales, Brassicaceae. The record is from the annotation of a GenBank genome assembly.